GCCGGCGGGGACUAGUUUGUUUUGUAUUAUUUUGUAGUUUAUUGUCAAAAUAUACACUCCCAUUGUCCACUUAAAUAUUUCCAAGAUAUUUCUUUAUUCUUAGACAACGGAUUCCCUUCCGUGAUUGGUCAUUUCUAUGGACACAGAAAUGACGUCACCUAAAAUUCCGUUUACGGCACAUAGUAAUGUCGUAAUUCAGCUCUGAGUGUGACACUUAAGAUUCAGUCCUACACUUCGCUGAAAGUGUGAGUAAGACGCUUGAUAACUAAAUUUUAAGUGCAGCUUUCAGCGAAGAAUUUAUUUACUCUUAAGUCAACUCUUAGCAGACUUCUUAGGAGUAAUUCUAAGAAGCUUGAUAAGUACGGCCCCAGUUGCCCGGAUGUCGGCCCUCACCCAUUGGGCACAGAACAGUACCCAAUAAAAAAACACAAUACGUCAAUUAGUGUUCAAUAUGAAUGAGUGGUGUAUUUUGAUUGUUUUAACUUAAGUGAGGAUACUAAGAUAGCUAAUUCCUCUUCUAUUUACAAGUGCUAAUCUUACCUUGGACGUUACUCGCUCUGCAUGUUAACUUUCUGACGUAGAACAAAAUACUUUCUAAAAAAAAUAAAAAAAUGUACAUCUAUAAUUUGAUUUUUAAAAAAGAAGAAAAAAAAUAACCGCUAGAGCAAAUGUUCCACGUUCUUUUAUCCGGAUGCUAAGCUAACUAGUUGCUAGCUGUCACUUUAGCUUCUAUCUCCAUUUGCAGGCCGCGUUAUUUUUAGCGGGAAUGCAAAUAUGUGCCCACUUUGGUGAGGAUACUAAGAUAGCUAAUUCCUCUUCUAUUUACAAGUGCUAAUCUUACCUUGGACGUUACUCGCUCUGCAUGUUAACUUUCUGACGUAGAACAAAAUACUUUCUAAAAAAAAUAAAAAAAAUGUACAUCUAUCUACAUCUAAGUGAGGAUACUAAGAUAGCUAAUUCCUCUUCUAUUUACAAGUGCUAAUCUUACCUUGGACGUUACUCGCUCUGCAUGUUAACUUUCUGACGUAGAACAAAAUACUUUCUAAAAAAAAUAAAAAAAUGUACAUCUAUAAUUGAAUGUUUAAAAAAGAAGAAAAAAAUAACCGCUAGAGCAAAUGUUCGACGUUCUUUUAUCCGGAUGCUAAGCUAACUAGUUGCUAGCUGUCACUUUAGCUUCUAUCUCCAUUUGCAGGCCGCGUUAUUUUUAGCGGGAAUGCAAAUAUGUGCCCACUUUGGUGAGGCCGUGAAAUGGUUCUUGUCCACAAGUCACACCGACACUCCCUCCUCGCAGACUCCCACACACGCAAACACGCGGCGGUGCUUUGCGAGCCUCCAAGCCCCGCCUCCAGCUCGCCUGGUCGGACUGCGUGGCUCCGCGGCUCCCGGUCAUGCUGCUGGAGCUCCAUCGCUCAGCAGGUCUGGAGUCCACCUCUUCCACGCUGGAGCCGCCACAAGGAGCUUCUUUCAUUCACCUCGCCGCCUUUUAGCCUCACCUAGUUGGAUGUUUACGCGAGGGGGGGGGGGGGACUCUCGUUAUGACUGUACAGCGUCCAUCAACACUUCUCCUAUAGAGCGGGAAUAGGAGGACUUUCUUCCGGGCGACGUUGAACUUUCUUUGGGACUCGGCUAUGUGGCUCCUUUGGCCCAGCCUGUGUGCGAGCGGUCUGGCUUCCCGUUGGCGGACUUGCGAUACGCUUCUGUUGGGUUUCUUUCCAGGAGGAUGGACAAUGGAGGCGGACAGAAGACUUCAUUAUUCGGGCUUUAAUUAGCACUAAGGAUUGUUCUAGAACGCAUCGCAUUCUCAUACAAGUUUCGCCUUUUUUUAACACUGACAUUUCUUUAAAAGUUGUCUAACAAACAUUUUUUUUUAGGCCUGAAUGUGACUUUUUGACGGUUUCCUGAUGAGGUGUGUAAUUGUUGGUUACAGUUGACGGGUGACUUGAAAAAUUUCUCUUUUUUUUUUUAACUCUUUUAAAAAAAAAAAAAUUUUAGGCCUGAAUGUGACUUUUUGACGGUUUCCUGAUGAGGUGUGUAAUUGUUGGUUACAGUGGAAGAGUGAUUUAGCAGAACCUGAUAUCAGCCUGCUUUUAAAAGGAAUUUUGGGAUUUGUUACUCUUUUUAAAAAAAAAAUUAAAAAAAUUUAAGUCUUAAAAAAAAGAAGAUUUUUUUAGGCCUGAAUGUGACUUUUUGACGGUUUCCUGAUGAGGUGUGUAAUUGUUGGUUACAGUUAACAAGUGGUUUUAAAUGCGAUUUUGGGACUUUUAACUUUUUUUAAAUCUUUUUUUUAACUCUUUUUUUGUUGUUUUUUUAAAUCAUGUUUUUAGGCCUGAAUGUGACUUGUUGACGGUUUCCUGAUGAGGUGUGUAAUUGUUGGUUACAGUUAACAAGUGGUUUUAAAUGCAAUUUUGGGACUUUUAACUUUUUUUAAAUCUUUUUUUUUUUAACUCUUUUUAUGUUGUUUUUUUAAAUCAUUUUUUUAGGCCUGAAUGUGACUUGUUGAUGGUUUCCUGAUGAGGUGUGUAAUUGUUGGUUACAGUGGAAGAGUGGUUUAGCAGAACCUGAUAUCAGCCUACUUUUAAAAGUGAUUUUGGGACUUUUAACUCUUUAAAAAAAAAAUUUUUUAACUCUUUUUAAAAAAAAUUUUUUUUUUAGGCCUGAAUGUGACAUUUUGACGGUUUCCUGAUGAGGUGUGUAAUUGUUGGUUACAGUUGACGAGUGGUUUUAAAUGCGAUUUUGGGACUUUUAACUUUUUUAAAAAUCUUUUUUUUUAAACUUUUGUUGUUUUUUUAACUCUUUUUUUUUUUUAAACAUUUUUUUAGGCCUGGAUGUGACUUUUUGAUGGUUUCCUUAUGAGGUGUGUAAUAGUUGGUUACAGUGGAAGAGUGGUUUAGCAGAACCUGAUAUCAGCCUACUUUUAAAAGCGAUUUUGGGACUUUUAACUCUUUAAAAAAAAAAAAAAAUUUAGGCCUAAAUGUGACUUUUUGACUGUUUCCUGGUGAGGUGUGUAAUUGUUGGUUACAGUUAGCAGAGUCUGAUAUCAGCCUGCUUUUAAAUGCGAUUUUGGGACUUUUAACUAUCCACGCUUGGCUUUAGUUACAAAGUCUCCUCCAGGAGUUUCUUCCCCACAGUCGGACUACCAUCCUUCCCUCCGUGGACAAUGUGGCUGUCUCGCCUGGCCUUGCUGCUUCUCCUCCGGCUGUCCGUGGCCUUGGUGAAGGGCAUCAACACGUGUCAGUUCAUCAACUUGGACGAGCAGAAGUCGCGGCGCAUCGAGGCGGUGCGCGGACAGAUCCUGAGCAAGCUGCGCAUCCAGAGCCCCCCGGACGACGACGACGACGACGAGGCGGCGGCGGUGAGCGGCGCGGUGGCCCCGGAGGUCAUGCUGCUCUACAACAGCACACGGGAGCUGCUGAAGGAGCGCGCCAGCUUCGGGGAGUCGCAGGCGUGCGAGCGAGAAAGCAGCGAGGAGGAAUACUACGCCAAGGAGGUGCAGAGGAUCGACAUGCUGCCACCCACACAAACUAACGCAGUGCAGCUGCUGCCACUCAACCCGUAUUACAGAAGCGUCCCGUUUGACGUCAGCAGCGUGGAUUUGACCAACAGCACCCUGGUCAAGGCUGAGUUCAGGAUCUUCCGGGCCCCUAACCCGCAGGCCCGCGCCUCUGAGCAGAGAGUGGAGAUCUAUCAGCUGCUGAAGCCGGACGAGCAGAGCACAUCCACUCAGCGUUACAUAGACUCUCGCACCGUCCAGCUGCGUGCCAGGGGGUCCUGGCUCUCUGUGGACGUCACGGACACGGUCAAGGACUGGGUGUCAGAGCCAGAGAACAAUCUGGGUUUGAAGCUGGGCGUCCACUGUCCCUGCUGCACCUUUGUACCCUCCACCAACAACAUCGUGCCCAACAAGAGCGAAGAACUGGAGGCUCUCUUUGCAGGCGUGGACAACGAGCAGCUUCGCCAGAUCAAAAACCAAAGCCAGGUCAAAGGUCAGGGGGAUUUCAGCACCAAGACGCCUCACCUCAUCCUCACCCUGCUGCCCAGCGACAGAGUGGACAAGCCGACCAAGAGAAACCGCAAGAAAAGGGCGGCGGCGGCCACCGACGCCGCCACCUGCUCCCGCGGCUCCGAGUCGGGCUGCUGCCUGCGCUCGCUCUACAUCGACUUCAGACGGGACCUCAACUGGAAGUGGAUCCACGAGCCCAAAGGUUACAAGGCCAACUUCUGUGCGGGCAACUGUCCUUACCUGUGGAGCGCCAACAACCACUACAACAUGAUUCUGCCGCUGUACAACAAACUCAACCCGGAAGCCUCGGCCUCGCCUUGCUGCGUCCCCCAGGACCUGGAGCCCCUCACCAUCAUGUACUUCAUCGGCCGCUCGCCCCGCGUGGAGCAGCUCUCCAACAUGGUGGUGAAAACCUGCAAGUGUCGCUGACGGGGACCAUCCCCCGCAUCAACUUCCUGUAAAUACAUCUGCUCUCGCCCGUGCCGUUUUGCCCCGGACCUUGGCGAGAUGAAGAAAGAGGAGCCGUGUCCCAGCCCGGGUCCUCCCUGGCUGCCAGCGCCCUGUGGUCCCCCAAGUCUGCCCGCCCGGCGUAAACAGGAUGUGAACGCUUUCCACACAGCUUCCAUUUUAAGACCUGGCCCCGCCUCCUUCUGGCGUUUGUGGCGGGAGGACAGACGUGGGCGGGGCGAUAUUUGUCGUCCUCCUUUUUAUGUUUUUUUUUAUUCAUUAUUCUCUAAAAGUGUCCACUCGUCAUUUUUCCUCGCUUCUGGCCAAUGUUGGCGAGAAAGUGGAAAUAAAAGAAAAACAUCCACAGGCUUCA
Messenger RNA from Entelurus aequoreus (snake pipefish), 4820 nucleotides. It is a transcript of the gene tgfb5, whose product is annotated as transforming growth factor, beta 5. NCBI's taxonomy places the organism in Eukaryota, Metazoa, Chordata, Actinopteri, Syngnathiformes, Syngnathidae. Gene Ontology annotation, cellular component: extracellular region. Gene Ontology annotation, biological process: SMAD protein signal transduction; regulation of cell population proliferation; BMP signaling pathway. Gene Ontology annotation, molecular function: type III transforming growth factor beta receptor binding; type II transforming growth factor beta receptor binding; cytokine activity. Bases 3158 to 4429 code for a protein of 423 amino acids. The record is from RefSeq and is a predicted model, not a curated record. The transcript is spliced from 7 exons.